Molecule: messenger RNA, 4587 nt
Organism: Carassius gibelio (silver crucian carp)
Lineage: Eukaryota; Metazoa; Chordata; Actinopteri; Cypriniformes; Cyprinidae
Product: vesicular glutamate transporter 2.1
Exons: 12
Coding region: 600-2357 (585 amino acids)
Biological process (GO): transmembrane transport; regulation of synapse structure or activity; monoatomic anion transport
Cellular component (GO): excitatory synapse; synaptic vesicle membrane
Molecular function (GO): L-glutamate transmembrane transporter activity; neurotransmitter transmembrane transporter activity
Source: RefSeq, a predicted model, not a curated record
GUGCACCGCUGCUGGCUCUGAAGGGAGCGAUCCGCUCCGCGCACAGCGCACUGCUGCUUGAUAAAGGAGUGGCGGCGGAAGCUCGCGCCGCUCUGAACCCGAAACUGUCGCUGACCUUGGUGCUGAAAUCCAUUCACCUUCUUCUAAAGCUGCUCGACUGUCGCUUUACACCGAACAAGUGACGGUACGAGGCGAGGAAUUGGUUACCUUUUUAAAAAAAUUCUUCUCUUAAUUAACCAUACGUCGUUUUUUUUUUUUUUUUUUUUGGCAAAUCCGAAUUUGUUUUUCAACUCCGUCAAUUUGAAGCGAACGUAAAUUCGUUGACUCAAGUCUGAGAUGGCAUCGCGUGCUCUUAUCGCGCGCAGGGCAGUUUAUGAGUUUAUAAUUAUGAGUAGACAGAGCCAGACCACUUCUGAUAUCUCUCGUGUGUAGGCGGAUUUUUUUUUUUUCUUCGCUCUGUGAACACCGUCGUGAAUUUUCCUCAUCUGUCUAACUGAAUCUCUGAUCCGCUGGGUGUCGGUCCGGUAUGCUCUGUCAUUUCACACUGUGACAUGGUACUUUAACAUUACCGGGAAAACGAGGGAUUAUCACAUUUGGACAUGGAGACUCCGAGGGAGCCUGGUUUUAAGCCCAGCAAAGAGGGGCUGAAGCAGCUAGCGGGGAAGACACUGGGGCACGUGUACAAAGUGUUAGAAAAGCGGCAAAAACCUGGCGAGAAUAUCGAGCUGACCGAGGAUGGACGGCCUACCCAGAUCAAGGACAAAAAGCCACCUCUGUGCGACUGCACGUGCUUUGGACUUCCGCGCCGCUAUAUCAUCGCCAUAAUGAGCGGCCUUGGCUUCUGUAUCUCCUUCGGUAUUCGGUGCAACUUAGGCGUGGCCAUAGUGAGCAUGGUGAACAACAGCACCAUUCACCUGAACGGGAAGAUCAUCAUUAAAGAGAAGGCAAAAUUCAACUGGGACCCAGAAAUAGUUGGAUUGAUUCAUGGCUCAUUUUUCUGGGGUUAUAUUGUGACGCAGAUUCCCGGUGGAUACAUUUGUUCUAGAUUGGCGGCAAACAGGGUUUUUGGCGCAGCCAUUCUCCUCACAUCCACACUGAAUAUGUUCAUCCCCACAGCUGCACGUGCUCACUAUGGUUGCGUCUUAUUCGUUAGGAUAUUACAAGGGCUUGUAGAGGGUGUGACCUACCCAGCCUGUCAUGGGAUCUGGAGUAAGUGGGCUCCUCCACUGGAAAGAAGCCGUCUAGCCACAACCUCCUUCUGUGGUUCCUAUGCUGGAGCUGUCAUUGCAAUGCCUUUAGCUGGGAUCCUGGUGCAGUACACUGGCUGGUCAUCUGUUUUCUAUGUCUAUGGAUGUGUUGGGAUUUUCUGGUAUAUGUUUUGGAUCCUUGUGUCAUAUGAGAGCCCAGCUGAACAUCCCACCAUCACAGCUGAAGAACGCUGCUACAUCGAGGAGAGCAUCGGCGAGAGUGCGAAUCUCAUGGGUGCUGCAGAAAAAUUCAAGACACCUUGGAAGAAGUUUUUCACAUCCAUGCCUGUCUAUGCAAUCAUUGUGGCCAACUUCUGCAGGAGUUGGACCUUCUACUUGCUGCUCAUCAGCCAGCCUGCAUACUUCGAGGAGGUGUUUGGCUUUGAGAUUAGCAAGGUUGGCAUGCUGUCAGCCUUGCCCCAUCUGGUGAUGACCAUUAUCGUACCCAUUGGGGGACAGAUAGCCGAUUUCCUUCGUAGCAAAAACAUCCUGUCUACUACCACAGUUCGGAAGAUCAUGAACUGCGGAGGCUUUGGGAUGGAGGCCACUCUAUUGUUAGUGGUUGGUUACUCGCAUAGUAAAGGAGUGGCCAUUUCGUUUCUUGUGUUGGCUGUCGGCUUCAGUGGAUUUGCAAUAUCAGGUUUCAAUGUCAAUCAUUUAGACAUCGCUCCUCGCUAUGCCAGUAUCCUCAUGGGAAUCUCUAACGGAGUGGGAACUCUGUCAGGAAUGGUGUGCCCUCUUAUUGUGGGAGCCAUGACCAAAAACAAGACCCGAGAAGAGUGGCAGUAUGUGUUUCUUAUCGCUGCCAUGGUGCAUUAUGGCGGUGUAAUCUUCUAUGGCAUCUUCGCCUCGGGGGAGAAGCAGCCGUGGGCAGAUCCAGAACAGACCAGUGAAGAAAAGUGUGGCUUCAUUGAUGAAGAUGAGCUGGCUGAGGAAACUGGAGACAUCACCCACAGCCACGGUGCUCUGGGAGGUCCAGCCAAGACCUACGGUGCCACUACACAGUUGAACGGCGGAUGGGCAGAAGGAUGGGAUAAACGAGAGGAAUAUGUACAGGAAGGUGUGGAGGAAGGGGGCUACAGACACAGGCAGGGUGGGGAUUACUCCUAGACCUCACACACACACACACACACACACACACACAAACACACACACAAUGCAUACAGCCCUACAGCAGCAUACGGUGGAACAAAAAAGUAUUUGGAUAGACUUGGACACAAGUCACAACUAAAAGUGUAUAAAUUCCAUUGCAUCAUCAAAUAAGAAAAUUUAAGUGUAAUCUGCAAAAAUUAAAAUGCAAUUUGUCUUUCUUUGCUUUAAAUAAGUGGAUGUAUGAAGUGUCAUCAUUUUGAAAUGAUAUAUUAUUUAUUAGAUAUAUCAAUAUAUAACUGAAUAUAACAAACCUGUUGUUAUCUAAUCUAAUGCAAUGACAUUUCUACAUUUUUAAGUGUAACUUAAAUGUCCAGAUACUUUUUGGAGCCACUGUACAAACAGUACAGGAUUAAAAAAAAAAAAAAAAAUAUGCCAACACUGUAGAUUUUGUAGUGUCUGUGAGUUUUGAAAAAAAUAUUAUCGGUGAACAUAGAAAAAUAACCUAUAAAUUGUUGUAUGUUUGCACAAAUUUAAAUGAUCAAAUCCUACAUUUACAUAUUAAUUUAAAUGAGUCAAUUAUUCAAAGGAGAUGGCACAUAUCAAAAAUUGGCAGACUGUACAUUUUCUAUGUAUUAAAACAGAGUAACUUUAUUUCAAGUGCAAUCAUGUGUAAUAUUCUGAAACCGAGUUUUUCCACUCCAUUAUUCUGAGCCUUUUCAGCAUAAAGAAGCCUGUAGAGUUAGUCAGGAAACUGGCUUCCAGAAGCGAGGCUCUAGAGUCAUUCGUGGAGAAAUACUGCUGUAGAGAAUUCCAGCCAAGCAACUGGUUUCCACUUUUUUUUCUGAUUGCACUGAGAGAGCUGUGCAAUGUAAUUUAACAGCACAACCUCAUGAUGCGUUACUCGUCCAUCAUUUGUCAUGUUUUUUGAGAGAUUAAAGAGGACAUUUGUCUAUGACACGGCAGAGGACAAAAAGCACAGUUUUUUAGAUAAAAGCAACAAAAGUGUUUCUCAAGCUCAGCAAUUAUUUCAAUCGUAUCCGUAAAUAUAAAUAUAUUUUUGGACGGUGCUGUUCAAUUUGGUGUUUGGUGUAAUAGAUGAAGCUUGGGAAGGGGUUUGAUUUUAGAUAAUUGGGAUUGCAAGAGCUACAAAAAGCAAAAGCACAGUGUGUCAAGGCUACGAACUCUUUAAUUUCCAUGCAAUUGUUUUAACUCCAUGCCAUUUUGACAUCUGUGAAUGUUGGUUAUGCAUGGGUCAGAACUGUUUUUGUCUUUACAAAUGUUUUUUUAAUUGUAUUUUACACAUUUUUGUUACAUAUGAUUUACACAAGAUUACUAAUCUGUUACAUAUGUGUCAAUUUCUUUGCACAAUUAACCAAAGGUAACAUGUAGUGAGAUAUUUGAGCUGGGAUGGAGGGGGAUGGGAGAGUUUCCAUCAAGUAAAGAAGGAAGAACCUGUGAAAAGGGCUUGCAUAGUCCUAGCAGAAGGUAAUAACCAUAUUCAAUGUACAAAGCAAUAAAUCUAUGGUAACAGUUACUUAUUAGCAGUCACUCAUUAAAAAAUAUGUAACACAUUAGCACAUUUAACUGUAAUCAUUUUGGUUUUAAGUGUUUUUGUGAUGACAAUUAAAAAAAAGAAAAAAUAUUAAAUAACUACUUACUGUUAAAUAUAUAUAUAUACAUAUGAAAAUAUAUUUAGAUUUAGCAAGAGUCCAGUGCAACUCUCUUUACUGUGAAGAGUUUAUGUGCUGGACCCACUCACCAGAAGAGAAUGAUUCUUAAGUGCCACCUGCAGCUGGUUCCUGUGUAAACUCUUACUGGGGUCCUCAGCUCCGCAGGUGGCCGCACCUCUGUAGUCGUCCUGUAUGGUUGCCAGUGGUUGCUUUUUGAGAGUAUGUUAUUGUCGGGUAUCCUUUACGUAUCUUUUUGUCCUUCCCCUUUGUUUCUGGUCUGUGUAUUGUCUGUGGUUAGAGAAGCGCUCCCUUGUCUCCCUCUUCCCUCUUUCCUCCUUGCAUUUUCCCACUACUGUUUCAAUAUUCAGUGACACAAGGAUCGUGUAUAAAGGUAUUCAAAAAUCUUCAAAAAUGACAGUAAUUUGCCUGAUGAUGUUGAAGUACCUUAUUCUUGUUUUCUGCUUAAGAGUGAAGUGUGAAUAUAUGGCUUCUGUGUUACUGUAAAUGGAGAGGUAUGUUGAUGUGAAAUUGAAAUGCUCUAUAUAGCCUUUUUAUAUAUAAAAGUAUAACAAACUUUA